AUGAGUCUCUUUGGUGUUCUUGAGAAAGCUAUCGGCGCCACCGAGGCCGUUGUCUGCAAGACCAUGGAUGGCGGCCUUCUUGGCACCGUCGUAACUGAGACCGGCGGCGUCCUGGGGAAGACUGUGAGCGGUGCCGAGAAUGCCUUAGUAGCGGCGGCUGGGGCAUUGGGCCCUGUAGGCGCUGCCGGACAACCAUCCUCGCCCGCGGCAACGCCUUUUUCACCAAGCCAGGCUCCAAAUGCGCAUACAAUGCAUCCUCAUGUCUCCGGCUACUAUCCGCCUCAGAUGAUGCCCAGCCACUAUCCGCCUCAAAUGAUGUCCGGCCCUCAGCCAAUGAUGCAAGGUCACGGCCAGUACAUGCAUCAAGGUUUCCCUCCUCAGCAAUAUAUCAACAUGGGCAGUCCUUCACAGAUGCCAAACCCAGGACCAUAUGCGGGUAGCCAGGGAUGGCCAAAUACAAACUGGGGUGGAAUGCAAGGAAGCCCGGCUCAGCCUGGAUUCCCCAUGCAGGGGAAUAUGGGGGCACCCCGCCAGUAAAAU
Molecule: messenger RNA, 540 nt
Organism: Trichoderma atroviride IMI 206040
Lineage: Eukaryota; Fungi; Ascomycota; Sordariomycetes; Hypocreales; Hypocreaceae
Source: RefSeq, a predicted model, not a curated record